CUCCACUCUCCAGUCUCCUCCAAACCUGACUCUUUUAUUACUUGUACAAACAGUUGUAUACUACUUGUGGAAGCUGUUAACUCAAAAUUAAUAUUCUCUCUGCUUGCUUUUAUUUUUCUUAUAUCAAACUUAUCAACACACAAUCACGUGUGACUAACAUUAACUGUAUUACUAUAAAUACACAUCAAUCACACGGUGUUCACAAUCAACGGCCAUAAUCAAGACAACCAUCGAUCUGCCAAACCGGCAAAAAAUGACGUCAUCCUCACCGUCUCCACAAGCCUCGAUGCUUUUGUAUUGGCACGACAACCAAUACGACGACCGCAACUUCCAGAUUCAUGGCCGUACACUCUUCUUCGCUGUCGCUCUGUUUUCCAUCAUCUUCGUCUUCGCUCUACUCACUCUCUACAUCCACCGGAGCUGUCUACCACACACUCCCGCCGUUAUUCUCCACGCGCCGUCUCCUGAUCAACAUACGCUCUGCGUCCGCGGAGGGCUUGAUCCCGCGACGAUCCGGAGCUUGCCUGUUGUGCUUUUCCGGAGAGAAGCAGCGGAUGAGGAGGAGGAAGAGUGUUGUAUAUGUCUCGGUGGUUUCGAGGAAGGGGAUAAGAUGAAAGUGCUUCCUCCGUGUAGCCAUUGUUACCACUGCGAAUGUGUGGAUCGGUGGCUAAAGAAAGAGUCGAGCUGCCCGCUAUGCCGAGUCUCUAUCCGAGUCGACUCGUCCAUGUCGUUGCCAAGGCAAUGAGAAACAGCUAUAGAGUGAUAGUGAUUAAAGAUAUUUAAUAUGUUUUUUUUUUUUUUUUUGUCUUUGGGUGAGUUAAAGA
Molecule: messenger RNA, 824 nt
Organism: Capsella rubella
Lineage: Eukaryota; Viridiplantae; Streptophyta; Magnoliopsida; Brassicales; Brassicaceae
Product: RING-H2 finger protein ATL66
Exons: 1
Coding region: 254-745 (163 amino acids)
Source: RefSeq, a predicted model, not a curated record